GCCGCCGGCUCGCAGCGCGUGGAGCCUUCUCCGCUUCGUGCGCAUCGGCUCGGCUUCGCCUUCCGGCGGCGGCACGCAGCGCUCGCGUGUCAUGUCGUGGCUCUUCGGCAUCAAGGGCCCCAAGGGCGAAGGCGCAGGGCCGCCUCUGCCCCUGCCGCCCGCGCAGCCCGGGGUCGAGGGCGGCGGGGACCGAGGCGCAGGGGACCGGCCGGCGCCCAAGGACAAAUGGAGCAACUUCGACCCGACGGGCUUGGAGCGCGCGGCCAAGGCGGCGCGCGAGCUGGAGCACUCGCGACACGCCAAGGAGGCCCUGAGUCUGGCGCAGAUGCAGGAGCAGACACUUCAGCUGGAGCAGCAGUCCAAGAUCAAGGAGUACGAGGCCGCCGUGGAGCAGCUGAAGAGCGAGCAGAUCCGUGUGCAGGCGGAGGAGAGGAGGAAGACCCUGAGCGAGGAGACACGGCAGCACCAGGCUAGGGCCCAGUACCAGGACAAGCUGGCCCGGCAGCGGUACGAGGACCAGCUGAAGCAGCAGCAAGUUCUCAAUGAGGAGAAUUUACGGAAGCAGGAGGAGUCUGUGCAGAAGCAGGAGGCCCUGCGACGAGCCACGGUGGAGCGGGAGAUGGAGCUGCGGCACAAGAACGAGAUGCUGCGGGUGGAGGCUGAGGCGCGGGCCCGGGCCAGGGCUGAGCGCGAGAACGCCGACAUCACUCGUGAGCAGAUCCGCCUGAAGGCUGCAGAGCACCGCCAGACCAUCCUGGAGUCCAUCAGGACGGCUGGCACCCUGUUUGGUGAAGGGUUCCGUGCCUUUGUGACCGACUGGGACAAAGUGACAGCCACGGUGGCUGGGCUGACGCUGUUGGCUGUCGGGGUCUAUUCUGCCAAGAACGCCACGUCUGUCGCUGGGCGGUACUUCGAGGCCCGGCUGGGGAAGCCGUCCCUGGUGCGGGAAACCUCCCGUAUCACGGUGCUGGAGGCGCUGAGGCAUCCCGUGCAGGUCAGCAGGCGGCUCCUCAGUAAGCCUCAGGACGCGUUGGAGGGCGUCGUCCUCAGCCCCAGCCUGGAGGCCCGUGUGCGGGACAUUGCCAUUGCCACCAGGAACACCAAGAAGAACAGGAGCCUGUACCGGAACAUUCUGAUGUAUGGGCCGCCCGGGACCGGCAAGACGCUGUUUGCCAAGAAACUUGCGCUGCACUCGGGCAUGGACUACGCCGUCAUGAGCGGUGGGGACGUGGCCCCCAUGGGGCGGGAUGGUGUGACUGCCAUGCACAAGGUCUUCGACUGGGCCAACACCAGCCGGCGAGGCCUCCUGCUCUUCGUGGAUGAAGCAGACGCCUUUCUCAGGAAGCGAGCGACCGAGAAGAUAAGCGAGGAUCUCAGGGCCACCCUGAACGCCUUCCUGCACCGGACGGGCCAACAUAGCAGCAAGUUCAUGCUCGUCCUGGCCAGCAACCAGCCCGAGCAGUUUGACUGGGCCAUCAACGACCGCAUUGAUGAGAUGGUCAGCUUCGACCUGCCGCGGCAGGAGGAGCGGGAGCGCCUGGUGAGAAUGUAUUUUGACAAGUAUGUUCUUAAACCAGCCACAGAAGGAAAGCAGCGCUUGAAGCUGGCCCAGUUUGAUUAUGGGAAGAAGUGCUCAGAGAUUGCACGCCUGACCGAGGGCAUGUCGGGCCGGGAGAUCUCCCAGCUUGCCGUGGCGUGGCAGGUGUGACGCGGUGUCCUGCUUUCCUGCCCCAGCCACUCCCUCCACCCCCACCACGGGAAGACGGGCCAGGGCUGCCUGUGGUUUCACAUAUUGUGGUCCUUGCUGUCGUUCUGGUCCAAGUCAGAUGGGGCUCUGAAAUCAGCAGCAUGUCACGUGGUCAUCCAGGUCCCACCAGCCCGAGCUCAGUGUCUCAGGAACCACUGGACUUUGUCCCACGCUGGGGCCCAGGGCAGUUGGCACAGGCGACUGCAGAGGUAGAAAGCACGGGGGACACAGCUGGGUCAGGCGUGGAGCAUCCCAGGAGCUGCCUGUGGGCUCAUCGGAAGGCUCAGGACGUGAGGAGCCUGGACUGGCUGGCGUGAGGGGUCAGACACCUCUUCCCCGGCUUCACACAGAGGGAGACCAUGGGUUUUGGGAUUGUCUGCUGGUGCGUGAGUGCCCUCGGGUGUCCUGGCUUUUAGUGCAGGUUUUCUGAGUCCCCCGGGUGGCUGGACUGUGGGAGUGGCUCAAGGCACACAGACUAAGUGGCCCUUGGUGUCCUAACACCCGGUUUUUCAUCUGAAACGUCCAGCAGAAGUUCCAGGGAUGCUAGUUGACCCCCAGGAGCCUUGGGUGCAGCCACUGAGAUCGAGUUUCUCCGGGGUUGUUGCUGGGUGAUUUGUAUCUGUCGCCACGUGACAACUCGGCCGUUGUCCAUUUGGGAUGAGUGUGUACUUUAUAAACUAAGCAGACAUCUGCCUGGGUUUGAAUGUCGCAGCCCAGUUACUUAGGGGGACCAUGUUAGAAAGAGCUGGGUUCUGCUGCUGUAAUAGUCAGUCCCAGGUCGGAAGCUCUGCCCCAAUGUGGGUCAGCUGGGGGUUCUGCUCCAGGCGGGCCUCACAAGGAACUCCCAAGUUUGGCUCUGUUUCCACAACCAACAAAGUGGUCAACAGGAUGUCUAAGUCAGCGUGGGUGCUGUAACAAAAUGCCACAGCCAGCAGCUUAAACAGAUGUUUAUUCCCUGCAGUUCUGUGGGGGCUGGAUGUUCCAGAUCAAGAUGGGUGGCGGGGGGUCCGAUGAAAGCUCUCUGGUGUAUCUUCUUAUGAGGACACUGGUCCUGUAGGAUCAGGGAUCCACCCUUAUGACCUCUUCCAACCUUGAUAACUUUCUCAGGCCUCAUCUCCAGAUCCAGCCCUGCAGGAGACAGGGCUUCCGCAUGAGUUCAAGGGAGACACAGGCAUUCAGUCCCAGUGGUUGGAGGCGGUGGGUGCUCUCCCUGGGUUCUGGUCCUGACACCAGCGUGUAUCCAGUCACUAUUGGUCAGCUCCGCCUGAGGCCUGUCUCCUCCCUGCUCAUGGAAGGAGCCAAAAUGUCAGGGGUUCCACCACCUUGGACAGAAUGUGGUGGGGUGUCUUCCUUUGUGGCCCCAGGUGCACAGGGCUGGGCUGCUGUGGCCGCUUCUGCCCACCUGCCUGUCCCCCUGGGCUGGACGGCCCGUGACAACCAUGCUCCUCCUCCCGAAGCCCGCCCUGCCAGUGUCGCAUGGACCCAGUGCGGCUGCCACCCCCGUGAGAUGGUCUUGCUAGUGCAGUUCAUGCUUCUUACCAUCUGGAGUCACCUGUCGCGGGACUUACUGCUUUUUUUUAAACAUAGAAUUCACCAUUUCAGCCAUUUUUAAGGGCACAGCUCAGGGGCAUUCAGCACAUUCAUGUUGUGAGCUGUCACCACUAUCCAUCUCCAGAACCUUCUCAUCUCCCCAAACUGAAACUCUGUCUCCGUGAAACACAACUCCCCAGCCCCUCCUGCUUCCUGUCCAGGGCCCCGAUGAGGAGUCGUGCACGUUUGUAUGAUGUUGAUAAUUGGCCUGUUUCACUGAGCGCCGCAUCCUCGAGGUCCACCACCGUGUGCCAGGUGUCAGUCUCCUUCCUUGUCGGGGCUGCCUGAUCCCCCGGAGUGCAGGGGUGCUCCGCGGUCACCUGGCUGUCCGCAGAGGGACACUCAGCUGCUGCUGCCUCACCCAGCUGUUGUGAGUGGUGCUACUAUGACUGUGGGUGCACAGAGCUCUCUUCCAGGCCCUGCUUCCAGUUCUGCUGGGUGCAAACACUCGAGCAGAGUUGGGGGCUCAUGUGGUCAUUCUGUGGUCAGUUUCUUGAGGAGCCUCCACACCGUCAUCCACGGCAGCUGCGCCCCAGCUCCCAGCCCCCGCGUCCCCGCCAGCGCUUGCUGUUCUGGUUUUCGAUAGUGGCCACCCCGACGGGCGCACGGUGGAGUCUCACUGCGCUGCGGGUUUGCUUCCCUGGUGGUCAGUGGUGCUGAGCACCUCGUGUGCGUAAGGGUCCUGUGUGUCGUCUUCGGAGGGGGGGGGUCUGUUCAAGUCCUUGGUCCCUUUUGAAUUGGGUUGUUUAGGGUUUUUUGAAUUGUAGGGAUUGUUUAUAUAUUCUGGAUGUUAACCUUUUAUCAGACACGUAAUUUGCAAAUACCUUCUCCCAUCGUGUGGUUGCCUUUCAGCUCUGCAGAUAGUGUCCUUUGAAGCACGAAAAUUUUUAAUUUUGAUGAAGUCCAGUUUACUUUCCUUUUGUCACCUGCGCUUUUAGUGGCAUAGCCAGGAGGUUACUGCUCAGUUCAGUGUCUGGGAGCUUCUCCCCCAUGUUUUUUCCUACUAGUUUUGUAGUUUGGGGCCCAAUGUUUAGGUCUCUGAUCAUUGAGUUAAUUUUUGUGUGUAAAGUAAGGUAGGAGUGCAGCUUGGUUCUUCUGUGUGUGGAUAUCCCGUUUUCGCAGCACCAUUUGUUGAAAAGACUCCUUUCACCCCCUGAAUGGUCUUGGCACCCUUGCUGGAAAUCAAUGGACCACACAUGUGAGGGUUUAUUUCUGAGCUUUCUAUUCUAUUCUGUUGAUCUGUCUGUCUUAAUGCCGCCACCACACUGUUUUGAUCACUGCAGCUUUGUAGUAGCUUUUAAAAUCAGAGAGUGUGGGGGAGGGUAUAGCUCAGUGGUAGAGUGCAUGCUUAGCACGCACGAGGUCCUGGGUUCAAUCCCCAGUACAUCAUUAAAAAAACAAUUUAAAAAAACCUACAAACCUGAUUACUUCCCCCAAAAGAAGUAAGUAAAAAAUAAAUUAAAAAAAUAAAACAAUAUCAGGGAGUGUGAAUCCUCCAACAUGUUCUUAUUCAAGACCGUUUUGGCUGUGUGAGGUCCCUUGAGAUUGCAUGUGAAUUUUAGAGUGGAUUUUUUUCUUUCUUUUAAAUUGAAGUAUAGUCACUUUACAGUGUGUCAAUUUCUGUUGCACAGCAAAAACACUGAAAUUGUGAUAGGAAUGGCACUGAAUCUAUAGACUGCUUUGGGCAGUACUGAUGUCCCAACAGUACUGUCUUCUAAUGCCUGAGCAGAUGCCCUUCUGUGUUUUCAGUGUCUUUAACUUCACUGACAUUUUCUGAAAACACUAGUUUUCAGUGUGCAGGGCUCUCACCUCCUUGGGGAAGUUCGCUUCUGAGUAUUUGAUUCUUUGUGAUGCUGUUGUAAAUGGAAUUUCCUUUCCAGAUUGUGCAUCAUUGCUAUAUAGAGAAUCAAAGGGUUUUUGAGUGUUAAUUUUCUGUCCAGCAACUUUGCUGAAUUUAUUACUUUUAACAGUUUUUUGGGGGGAAGUCUUUAGGAUUUACUACAUAUAAGAUCAUGUCAUCUGCAAACAGAUAAUUUUACCUCUUUCUUUCUAAUUUGGAUGUUUUUUAUUCCUUGUUCUUGCCUGAUGGCUGUGUCUACAGCUUCUAGUGCUGUUCUGACUAAAAGUCGUGAAAGCAGGCAUCCUUGCCUUGUUCCUGAUCUUAGAGGAAAAGCUUUCAGUCUCUCAUCACUGCAAUGAUGUUUUGCCGUGGGUUUUUCUUAUAUGGUCUUUAUCAGGUUGAGGAAAUUUCCUUCCAUUCCUAGUUUAUCCAGUGUUUUCAUCAAGAAAGGGUGUUGGAUUUUGCCGAAUGUGUUUUUGGCAUCGGUUGAGAGGAUCUGUGGUUUCUGCUCUCCGUAUUGUUAACAUGCUAUAUUAAUCACAUUGGUGGAUUUCCCUAGGUCAACCAUCCUGCCAUCCCAGGAAUAAAUCCCACUUGGUUGUGGUGUAUAAUCCUUUCAAUACGCUGCUGAGUUUGGUUUGCUCGUGUUUUGUUGAGGGUUUUACAUCAGUGUUCACAGAGGGCCUGGGUCUGUAGUUCUCGUGUGGUGUCUUGUCUGGUUUUCGUGUCAGGGUGAUGCUGGCCUCAGAACGAGUUAGGAAGUGUUCCUUCCUCUUCAGUGUUUGGAAGAGUUCUGGAGGGAUUGGUGUUAGUUCUCCUUUAAGCAUUUGGCAGAAUUCACCCGUGACCAUCAAGUCCAGGACUUGCCUUUUUUUUAAGUGAACUUUUAACCUUUUGAAUAAUUUCAGGUUCACAGAGAAGUUGCAAGGCUGGCAUAGAGUCCCUUCCACGUUGUGGUGACUCACCACAGCCCUUGACUCCCCUAGGACCUGGUGUCACCCAGAGUCCCCCUUGCAAUGCCCCGCGACAUUCAGUCACGUCUCUGGCCUGCUGGGAAGGACGGGUCCCCGACGCCCCUUGUUCUCAAUGGCCGCAGCAGUGGUGAGGAUGCUGUAGAAGGUCCCUCACUGGGUUUGUCUAAUACCUUUCUCAUGACUAGACUGGGAUGUGGGUUUUGAGUGGAGACCCCAGAGGUGAGGUGUCCUUCUGGUCACCGCAUCGGGGGCACCUGAUGCCCACUCGACAUCACAGGGCUGUUGGCCCUGGCUGCUUCACCAGGCCUCUCCAUGGAAGUCAGUUUUCCCCCUUUCCUCGUUUAUUCGGAAGUGCGUCCCGAGGUCCAGCCCCUCUUGGGCAGACACAUCUGCUCAGAUGCUCCAUGGUUCCACAAGGGCAGCUGCAUGCCCUCCCCCACCUCUGCCUCCAGACCCUGCUCACAGGGCCCUCGGGGUCCCCACCCACCUUGCCGCCUCUGCUGCUUUGCAGAGCUUUGCAGGGGCAGCAGCCAGCUCGAGGGGGGAUGCUCCUCGAGGGGGGAUGCCCCUCAGGGGAGGAUGCUCCUCGAGGGAGGAUGCUCCUCGAGGGAGGAUGCUCCUCGAGGGAAGAUGCACGUUGGCUUGUGUGUUCUGAGAGGCCUUCUUUAUCCUUGGCCUCAGCGGGGUGCCGAGGACAGCUGUGUCCCCAGGGUGAACCAGCCUGGGUGAGCAGAGUGACUGGUCAUUGCAGAUGGUGGGGGCUUGUGCACAGUGCCCCAUGUGGUCAGAGGCCACUCAGGUAGCUGGAGAGAGACGGGACUGGCUUGGGCCCCUGCUUUGCAGGCACAUGUUAGAGCCCCAGGCUGGGUGACAGGCAGCAGGUGGGGCAUGGGGCCAUCUGGGAGGAGUGCAGCCUGCCAGAGGUGACCUGCCAGCAGCUGAAGUGCUGUGGACCACACCAGGGCCUAGUCAGCAAAACUGUGGUUCCCCCACCCACACGCCACAGCUGGGAGCCCCGGGCACUGGGCAUGUUGAGCAGUGGGCUGUCAGGAGCCCACAGUUCUGGGAAGACUGUUUGCAGAUGGUAGGGCUGGUGAGGGGCAGGUCCUGGUGGACUACGGGUGCUCAGCAUUCGGGGUCAGCUUGGCCUGUUGGGGCCCCUGACACCAUCGAGAUUGCUGGGGGUCCUGCCCUCCCUUCGCUGACUGGCCCGUGGUAGUGCUACUGUCUGCGCCCCCACCCCAGAGCAGGGCUCUCCAGGUCUUCAGUUGGGGGGCUGGGCUGCUUCCUGACAGCGGGUCUCCAGCUUUCUAUUUUUAGAAAGUCUUUGAGAAACUUGGUGGAGCAGGCAGCACUGGUGCCAGCUGGGGGCGCGGGCAUUGCAGGGAGGGUGGCCGCUCUUGGCUGCAGGUUGACCUGUAAGCACACGUGUGAGGGCAUCCUGCACGCACGGGGAUGCCAGGCCUGUGCCGUUGGCACGUUGGCCUGCAUGUUCUGAGAGGCCAGGCCCCUUUGGCUGAGCGCUGGCCCAGGGGGCAUCCCAGGCUUGGCCCCAACCUGCCCCUGUCCCACAUCUCCAAGGUGGGGUGGGGGGCAGGUUGCAGUGACAGUGGGGCCGUCCAGGCUGCCUUUCCUGGGGCUGGCCCUGGACUACUUGGCGGGUGGUUCCUGGAACCAGUGGCUGAGGCCUGGCCCCGCUGCGGGCAGCCCCCCUCCCCACCCCGCGCCCUGCCUCAGUGCUCUCCUUUUC
Camelus dromedarius (Arabian camel) is the source of this 7901-nucleotide messenger RNA. RefSeq names its product ATPase family AAA domain containing 3A (gene ATAD3A). Gene Ontology annotation, cellular component: mitochondrion. The record is from RefSeq and is a predicted model, not a curated record. The transcript is spliced from 16 exons. NCBI's taxonomy places the organism in Eukaryota, Metazoa, Chordata, Mammalia, Artiodactyla, Camelidae. Gene Ontology annotation, biological process: mitochondrion organization. The coding region runs from base 92 to 1708 and encodes 538 amino acids. Gene Ontology annotation, molecular function: ATP hydrolysis activity; ATP binding; zinc ion binding.